UUUUCUCCUUCUAUUAUAUUUAUGACUCAAAUAAUAAAACUUAUCAUCGUCUUCGAAUUUCCUGAAUUAUCUUUCUCAUCGUUCGACGCCGUCCUAAACAAUUACAACGAGAAGCAAAUAAUCUACGAUGAUCGAAUUAUCGAGAAAACCGAAGCAAAGGUAAACAGAAGAAGGGAAAAAAAGAAAAGAGAAGAGAAGAAACCAUGGGUUCUGAACAGAAUGAAGGAACCAGCUUCCCGCCAUCUGAGCCGAAGCUAUGUGCCAACGGCUGUGGGUUUUUCGGCACAGCAUCGAAUAUGAACCUCUGCUCCAAGUGUUAUCGCAACCUCCGGGCUGGUGAGGAGCAAGUUGCAAAGGCAAAAGCUGCCAUGGAGAAAUCUCUCAGUGUUGAAGCCAAGCGGAACGAAGUGGUUGCGGAGGCAUUUAAGCGUGUCGAGGAGUCAUCUCAUGUGGCAUCCUCAUCAACAGCCGUUGAGCAACAAACAACCGUUGUUGUUGCUGCUGAUGAACCGGCUGAUCCAAAGCUGGCAAACAGGUGCUUUAUCUGCAGAAAGAAGGUUGGAUUGACCGGGUUUAAGUGCAGAUGCGGGAGUACCUUCUGUGGUAAGCACCGUUAUCCGGGAAAACAUGAGUGCUCCUUUGAUUUCAAGGGUGCCGGACGAGAUGCCAUUGCCAAGGCGAAUCGUGUCGUGAAAGCCGAUAAGGUGAGGCGAUUCUGAAAGGAACAGAGAUAAAUUUGCUCAGGUCGUUCUUGAACGAAUUUACCUUUUAUGUCUUGCUUACUGCCAUUCUGAGGUUUCUACUAGGUUUAGGGUCAAUGGAAAGUUGUGGGCUGUUUUAAUGUUCUUGCUAGUGUUAUAUCGGGGUUGGGAAUGCUGCUUAAGUUGAUUCCAUUAUCAAAAUGGAUCAAUGAAUUAUGAAUGUGUUUACCAUUGAAUUCGAUUUGACGGUUUCCGACUCGAUCUUCAUUCUAGCCAUAUUUAUUGUUUGUAUGUA
Hibiscus syriacus is the source of this 996-nucleotide messenger RNA. RefSeq names its product zinc finger A20 and AN1 domain-containing stress-associated protein 7-like. The record is from RefSeq and is a predicted model, not a curated record. NCBI's taxonomy places the organism in Eukaryota, Viridiplantae, Streptophyta, Magnoliopsida, Malvales, Malvaceae. Gene Ontology annotation, molecular function: DNA binding; zinc ion binding. The transcript has 2 exons. The coding region runs from base 204 to 719 and encodes 171 amino acids. Gene Ontology annotation, biological process: proteasome-mediated ubiquitin-dependent protein catabolic process.